AUGACGACUUCGCUGCUCCUGCGCCCGCGCUGGCCGGAGAGCCUUAUGUACGUCUAUGAGGACAGCGCGGCGGAGAGCGGCAGCGGCGCCGGCGCGGGCGGAGCGGGGGGCGGCUGCAGCGGAGCGAGCCCCGGCAAAGCCCCCAGCAUGGACGGGCUGGGCAGCGGCUGCCCGGCCAGCCACUGCCGCGACCUGCUCCCGCACCCCGUGCUGGGCCGCCCGCCGGCCCCCCUGGGCGCGCCGCAGGGCGCCGUCUACACGGACAUCCCGACCCCGGAGGCCGCCCGCCAGUGCGCCCCGCCGCCGGCGCCCCCCACCUCGUCCAGCGCCACCCUGGGCUACGGCUACCCGUUCGGCGGCAGCUACUACGGCUGCCGCCUGUCGCACAACGUGAACCUGCAGCAGAAGCCCUGCGCCUACCACCCGGGCGACAAGUACCCCGAGCCGUCGGGCGCGCUGCCCGGGGACGACCUGUCCUCCCGGGCCAAGGAGUUCGCCUUCUACCCCAGCUUCGCCAGCUCCUACCAGGCGAUGCCCGGCUACCUGGACGUGUCGGUGGUGCCCGGCAUCAGCGGGCACCCGGAGCCGCGCCACGACGCGCUCAUCCCCGUCGAAGGCUACCAGCACUGGGCGCUCUCCAACGGCUGGGACAGUCAGGUGUACUGCUCCAAGGAGCAGCCGCAGUCCGCCCACCUCUGGAAGUCUCCCUUUCCAGAUGUGGUUCCCCUGCAGCCCGAGGUGAGCAGCUACCGGCGCGGGCGCAAGAAGCGUGUGCCCUACACCAAGGUGCAGCUGAAGGAGCUGGAGAAGGAGUACGCAGCCAGCAAGUUCAUCACCAAAGAGAAGCGCCGGCGCAUCUCGGCCACCACGAACCUCUCAGAGCGCCAGGUCACCAUCUGGUUCCAGAACCGGCGGGUCAAAGAGAAAAAGGUGGUCAGUAAAUCGAAAGCACCUCACCUCCACUCCACCUGAUCGCCAUCGGCCUCCCGCCCCGUCUAUUUAUGUCGCCGCUUUGUACCAUAACCCAACCCACCGAAGGACGCUUCGCUGGUGCUGACGAAUAUUUAACAGUUAACAAGAAAGAUGAACCGCACCGCCGCUGGGAGGCAGAGAGGUUCGGAGGCCCCACUCCAGACCCCAUCCUCAACCCUUGCCCCGCCUGGAUGGAACUCACCUGGCCUCCACAGCGCGGGAGGGGGUCUGGGUGGGCUGCGGGAUGGAGGCCGGGGCC
This is a messenger RNA of Talpa occidentalis (Iberian mole), 1231 nucleotides long. It is a transcript of the gene HOXC13, whose product is annotated as homeobox C13. Lineage: Eukaryota; Metazoa; Chordata; Mammalia; Eulipotyphla; Talpidae. Gene Ontology annotation, molecular function: DNA-binding transcription factor activity, RNA polymerase II-specific; RNA polymerase II cis-regulatory region sequence-specific DNA binding. The coding region runs from base 1 to 972 and encodes 323 amino acids. Gene Ontology annotation, biological process: regulation of transcription by RNA polymerase II. The record is from RefSeq and is a predicted model, not a curated record. The transcript is spliced from 2 exons.